This is a messenger RNA of Nelumbo nucifera (sacred lotus), 2402 nucleotides long. RefSeq names its product Transducin/WD40 repeat-like superfamily protein. The record is from RefSeq and is a predicted model, not a curated record. Lineage: Eukaryota; Viridiplantae; Streptophyta; Magnoliopsida; Proteales; Nelumbonaceae. Gene Ontology annotation, molecular function: protein binding.
AGUCCUGCUAGCGUGGCUAACAGAAAGCCUAUUGGAAGUACAAGCUGUCAGAUGUGAACGGUCAAAGUUUUCUCGUUGAGCCAUAGGCUUGAGAGACGCUCCGCCUUACACCGAUCUGACACGCACAUCCUAUCAUGCACAUCCUACACGAUUCACACAGACCGGAUGUGCCUGUGAGGCGCCCCUGUGUGAGGAGCAGAUUCCGUUCCUUACCAGACAUAUUAUUGCAACUUUUUGCCGCGAUUCAUUCUCCGGCUUCGUUUCGUUUGAACAGCUUAUUGCCGCGAAACGCUUAGGGUUGUGUUUUUAAUCCGACUGUAUUUCUAGCCCUAAAAUCUCCCCCUUCCCCUUAGUCUCUCUCUCUCUCUGCGCAACCUGACAUUGAAAGCUCGAAGACAAGCUUUUGUCAUCGUUCAGAGAUGCCUCAAGAGCUUCCUGGUUUCUAUUAUGACCCGGAGAAAAACAGAUACUUCCCUAUCAAAGGUCCUAUACCUGGUUCCAGUCGUUAUCCAUCCUCAUCAUCAACAACAAUAUCGAAUUCUCAAAUACCAUCUUCCAAGUCCAACGAGGCAAUUGAAAAGUUAAACACAUUAAAGAGAAAGAGAAUCAGAAUUGCAAAGCUGCUUCAAGUUAGGGAAUUGCAUGGUAAAGUGCUUAAUUUCAAUCAGUUGAGGUGUAAUUUUCAACAGGAAUACCAAAUGAUGCAAGCUUCUCAUCCUGUGAUAUGGAAGUACCAGAGCACUGAUAGGAUUGCUGAUAGUGCUCUGGAACAAUUACAUGUUGAUAUCCAAACAGCACAGGGCCAAAGUGAAACAGACGUGUUAUUAAUGGGCAACAUGAAUGGCUCUUUGAGUCUUUUUGAAUUUGGAAGAGUUGGACAACUUUUUGACUAUGGAGUAAAAUGCAUGCCAGAUUGUGUCUGGCCUCUCACUAUGGAGAACCAAUCAGAUUGCAGUGAAGCACCAGGACAUCUUUGGAGACCAACAGGUGCUUUGACUCUUAUGCCGUCAUGUAUAUCUUGUAUAAAGAGGAGUGGAAAGCAUUACAUGGAUACAGCUGAUGACAAUUCAGUCAUCCAGAAUGCUUUGAUAACCACUUUGGGAUCGGAAACAUCUGGUGGAUCCAUCUUUGUCCUGAAUCUUAGUGAACCAUUAGAGUUUAGUCCAAGUAUUCCUGUUCUAAGGAGAAGACUUUUUGAGGUUGCUUCGUUGAAUUGUACAAUUUGGACUGCUGAUUGCAACUCCAAUGGGACUGAAGCAAUAGUAGGUACCAGUCUGGGAGCAGCCUUGGUAAAUUUAGAGACUGGGGUGCCAUCAUGGGUGUGCCGGAGCAAAAGUGAUGUCUUCUCCCAACAAUUUAAUCAAUCGGGAAAUGUUGUUGUAUGUGGACUUAGAAAUGGAGCAAUUGUGACAGUUGAUGUUCGUCAAAGACAAGAAGCAUUUUCUGCUAGACUUCCUAGACAUCGAGUACCUUAUCGUGCGAAUAAAGGUUCUGAGGCUUCAAGUAGGAACUUCAAGAAUGCAACUAAACAAUGGUUUGAGCUCAAAGGAAAUAUACAUCCAUCAUGCACCAUUUUCAUGCCUUCAUCUAUUUCCAGUUUGGUAUCACUUCAAUCCUAUGAUCAAUACUUCUUAGCAAGCUCUAUGGAUGGAUCGAUCUACCUCUAUGAUCACCGCCUUCUCAAGAGAGGAGCCAUCCAAUCUUAUGAAGGGCAUGUAAAUUCGCAUACACGUAUACAACUUGGAGUGGAUCCAUCUGAGAGGCUUGUCUUAUCAGGUGGAGAGGAUGGUAAUUUACGUAUCUGGAGCAUCAAGACUGGUGAGAUGCUAUUUAGGAAUAAGAUCUCUAAUUUGGUUCCUUCAACAGUGUGCUGGACAGGAUCUGGGGCAUGGCUUGGAUCACGGGAAGGAAUAGUUUUCAUGCAAAGGUAACUUUGAAAUAUGGAUGCUUAAUGCAAAGUGAAUAGCCAGUGAUGACCUGCUAUUACAAGGUAAAGUUUCUAGUCGAAAUGAAUGGGCAGCAUCUCUUCUGUUAUCUGAAUGGAAGAAUCCAGACCCCUACUGCAGAGGCCCAUGUGGGUUAAUUCAUUAGCUCCAUCAUAGUUGCUUCAUGACAUUACCAAGGCUCUUCUAGUUUCCAAGAUAGAAAGCCCAUGUUUGUUUGCAAUCUGAAUCUUAAAGGGCUUUCCUUGCAAUGUGAGAUGGACCUUCCUAAAUGGAGAAAGUUUCCAUGGCAUACAUCUGUUGAAUUCUCAGACACCAAACAGAUUCUUGAGGGGACACUUCCACAUAUGACUUCUUUCCCCUUAUUUGUGACAUAAACGAGCAUCUGAUGUAAAUAAUGAAUUCCAUCUUUUCUUAUUGAAUGAUGUGUGAUAAAGAUAAAACUUUUAGAUUUGGUUA